Molecule: messenger RNA, 2385 nt
Organism: Annulohypoxylon maeteangense
Lineage: Eukaryota; Fungi; Ascomycota; Sordariomycetes; Xylariales; Hypoxylaceae
Exons: 9
Coding region: 1-2385 (794 amino acids)
Cellular component (GO): membrane
Molecular function (GO): ATP hydrolysis activity; ABC-type transporter activity; ATP binding
Source: RefSeq, a predicted model, not a curated record
AUGUCGUCUCUGAAUUCGACUUGCAUCAGCGGCUCUGCGCCUGUUGCCUUAUCGCAGAAAUUCCUAUGUAAUCCUGGAUUUUACUGUCCGAACAACAGUGCGACCACUCCCCCCCAGUAUUGUGCCCCAACCCCCGAGUGCCUCCUUACUCGCUUACAAACAGUACGAAACAUAUGCAAUGAUGCUCAGGGAAUCUAUGAGCCUCUAGUUUGUCCUCCAGGCCAUUACUGUAGUCUUGGGGGCAAGCAGAUCAGCAUAUGUCCUCAAGGCUAUUUCUGUCCUCUUGGGUCUGCGGAACCCUUUCGAUGUGGUAUCACAUCUAUAUGCCCAGAGGGGGCUGAUCGUGAGCUUGUAAUGGAUGGAUUUAUCUUUAUCUUUAUUCUCGAUUCAAUUAUCUUAGCCCUUCUACUAAAGUCAUUUCGUCGAGUAUUGGACAUUAUCCGGUGGCGUAUUCUUAGGACCUGCAUAGAGAAGUCUACUUUUGUGGCAAGCCCUGAGCUUUCCCACAUUGAUACUAUCAGCGAGGGAAAUUUGAGGAUCGAAGACGAAAAUGUGCGAAAAUUCGUUGCCUCUGUCAGGAGUUGCGUUGGUCAAGGGGACGUUGGCUUUUCUUUCGGAUUUGAAGAGCUUUCGCUCGUUCUCGCGAAUGGAAAGACAAUCCUUGCCCCUCAAUCUGGGCAUAUCCCGAAAGGGAGCAUUUGGGGCGUAAUGGGACCGUCGGGUGCUGGUAAAAGCAGCUUCGUGAAUGUUUUAAUGGGCAAGACAAAGCAGACUACUGGUCAAAUUUAUGUAAACAAGGUUGCAUGGAAAACCGUGAAAUACAAAAAGCUGAUAGGCUAUGUCCCACAAGACGACAUAAUCAUGUCAGAAUGCACAAUUCGCGAAAGCAUAUUGCACUCCGCCAUCGCUCGUCUGCCAAGGAAAUGGUCUGACAAGCAACGCAACGAGCACGUCGAUACUAUCAUAUCCUGCCUCGGCCUUACUGAUAUCCAAGACAGAAUUAUAGGUGACCAGAUCUCAUGGGCCAUAUCAGGCGGCCAGCGUAAAAGGGUUAGUAUUGGCAUCGAACUGGCAGCAGCCCCUAUAGCGCUGGUGCUGGAUGAGCCCACAUCUGGCUUAGAUGCGACGGCUUCCCUUUCAAUUAUGAGAUUGCUUCGGACUUUGUCCAAAUUAGGAGUGACAGUUGUUUGUAUCAUACAUCAGCCUCGCCCUGAGAUUCUUGAGUUUCUUAGCGGAGUUACUUUACUCAGCAGGGGCUACCAGGUCUAUCACGGAGAAUCCAGCGGCCUUACGGGCUAUUUCAGUCAUCUAGGGUUCGAUAUCUCUGGCAAACCCAAUAUUGGUGAUGCAGUUUUGGAUAUUAUAUCCGGACAAUAUGCUCUGCAUACUGAAUCAUACAGAACACUCACCAUUCAUGAUCUAGUGGAAAGCUGGAGGUCAAAUUCUUCCAGGAUACAGCCCCCGUUAGAAACUAACGAGCAAAUGGUUUCUUCAAGUUACCAGGUUGAACUUUUGGCGCGCUCAGCCUCCGGUAGGGGGCAAUCUAGAACUAGGCAAACGUAUCUCUGCUUCGUACGAUCAAUGAAACAACAAUGGCGGCGAAUGAAUAGCUUUAUACUUGAAAUUGCAGUCGGUUCGAUUUCUGGUUUACUCAUUGGCUUGUCAUUGUACCAGCUCCGCGGCCAACACUUCCAGGGAGCCUACUAUCCGCCCUUCCAGAUUCUAUCCAGUGCGUUGAAUUACACUACAGUUCCUGAGAUAGGACUCCUCUGUAGUUUAGCGAUAGGAUUGGCCGCGGCCGCCCCUGGCGUGAAGACUUUCGGUGAGGAGAAGCAAAUGUACUGGCGAGAAGCUAGUGCUGGACAUUCGCGAUCUGCAUACUACAUUGGCAAAGUGAUAGCCACGAUUCCACGCCUUACCAUAUCAGCCAUGCAUUUUACUACAUUUUAUUGCAUCUUAGCGACUCCACGGAUGUCUUUCUGGACCAUGUAUCUUACAAAUUUGAUGUACUUCUAUUGUAUAUACGGGCUUGCUUCUACAGUAUCCACGGUCGUCCGAAGAGAGGAUGGUCCUCUAUUGGCGAUGAUCGUAAGCUUGGUUAUCGGCGUUUUUGGUGGCUAUGGCCCCCCGCUCUACAAUGUGAAAGAAUGGCACUUGGAAUGGUUCUGGCGCCUGUGUCCAGGAAUUUGGUUAACUGAGGCCUACUUCGAUCAACAUCUGAUUAUAUCGGGUCAUCUCUACGAUUUAGACGCAGCUGCUAGAUGGACAGGAUAUGUGCGAGGUCGUUUUGGCACUGAUGUACUCCUACUGCUAGUUAUUGGCACUGUAUAUCGCCUAGCUGCGUUUGCGGGGCUUGUUUUCAUAGACCGCAAUAGACAGAAGUAG